This is a messenger RNA of Triplophysa rosa, 2012 nucleotides long. RefSeq names its product carbohydrate (N-acetylglucosamine-6-O) sulfotransferase 2b (gene chst2b). NCBI's taxonomy places the organism in Eukaryota, Metazoa, Chordata, Actinopteri, Cypriniformes, Nemacheilidae. The record is from RefSeq and is a predicted model, not a curated record. Bases 275 to 1666 code for a protein of 463 amino acids. Gene Ontology annotation, biological process: carbohydrate metabolic process; N-acetylglucosamine metabolic process; sulfur compound metabolic process. The transcript has a single exon. Gene Ontology annotation, cellular component: Golgi membrane. Gene Ontology annotation, molecular function: N-acetylglucosamine 6-O-sulfotransferase activity.
ACGUAAGGUAAUAUACGUUAAUAAUAUCGUGAACGUUCGUAAUAUUUUCAUGCGGGCUGAGGGAAGAGCCUUGCGCACUGCAGUAACGCUAUACAUUCAUCAAUACAUGAACUGUGGAUGUGGUGCAUGCUGAAUACAUGUCGGCAGACCAUAAUAACAUGUCCCUAUUAAGAGAGUUUGCUUGCGCGACAAUAUAAUCUUAUUCGAGAUAUUUUGUGCUGUUGCUCAUCUCAUGUGAUCGAGUGGCCAAAGCCGCUCUGUCCUCCAACAACAGAUGAGAGGCAAACAGUUUCCACAACUUCACUUUCCUGCAUUGGGGGACAAGAAUGCUGUUUAUGACAGAAAACUCAAAACACAUCAUACUACGAAAAUAAUCGUCCAGCCUGGAAUCGUAAUGAAAGUGUUGCGGAGAAAACGAAUCGUUCUCUUUAUGGCAUAUUUUCUGCUGUUGGUUCUCACCAUGCUGAACUUGGCUAACUACAGGUGGGCCAAAGACCCUCAGCAGUGUAAUCUUCAGAUGAGAAGCACUUCGUAUCAGGGCAGAUCAGACAUCCGAUUUCUUUACAGACCAUCCAUUGCUAAGAAGAGACAGCUUGUGUACGUUUUGACGACGUGGAGGUCAGGAUCAUCCUUUUUUGGAGAGCUAUUCAAUCAACACCCUGAAGUUUUCUUUCUGUAUGAACCCAUGUGGCACAUCUGGCAGAAGCUGUACCCGGGUGAUGCCGUGUCCCUACAAGGAGCAGCGAGGGACAUGCUGAGCGCCUUGUACCGCUGCGAUCUGUCUGUUUUUCAGCUGUACAACAGCCCCGGGGGUAAGAACUUCACCUCUCUUGGACUUUUUGGGGCCACCCUUAAUAAAGUAAUCUGUUCGUAUCCUCUUUGCUCCACCUAUAGGAGGGAUGUGGUCGGGAUGGUGGAUGACAAAGUGUGUAAAAAAUGCCCUCCGCAAAGCCUCAGGCUCUUAGAGGAAGAAUGCCUCAAGUACAAAACUAUAGUCAUUAAAGGGGUGCGUGUUCUGGAUGUCAACGUUUUGGCCCCCCUGAUGGAGGAUCCGACUCUGGAUCUUAAAGUGAUUCACCUCGUGCGAGACCCUCGGGCCGUGGCUAACUCCAGAAUCAAAUCUAGGCACGGAUUGAUUCGUGAGAACUUGCAGGUGGUGCGAAGCAGGGAUCCGAAACUCCGCCGGAUACCCUUCGCCGAUCCCGGACACAAAAUUAGCAAAAAGGAUGGAGCGGAUUAUCACUCUGUUGGGGCUAUGGAGGUGAUAUGCGAUCGGACCUUCAGAAGUUUGAGGACCGCCUUAAAUCCACCCGGCUGGCUGAAAGGGAAAUACAUGGCGGUGCGUUAUGAGGAUCUAGUGGAUAACCCUGUGAAAGCACUCCAGAAUGUUUAUCAGUUUGCCAAUCUGAGUUUUAAUCUGGACAUCGAAUCUUUCGCUCUCAACAUGACCAAUGGCACAAGCUCUUCCUCAAAGCCGUUUAUUGUGUCGGCCAGGAAUGCCACUCAGGCUGCCAGUGCAUGGAGAACAGUGUUGAGUAUUCAGCAGAUAAAACAAGUAGAGGAGUACUGCUAUCAGUCGAUGGCCAUCUUGGGUUAUGAACGUGUAAGAACUGCUGCGGAGGCAAAGGACCUGAGUAAAUCUUUAUUGACUGCCUCCAAACUGUGAUACAGUUCUCUCGACAGAAGAAAUGGAGCAGUAACUGAGGAGUUGUUUUAGCUGAAAUAUUUCUUUAUGAAACGUCAUAGUUCUUUUAGGUUAUUUUGUGGUCAUUCAAUACAAGCACGAUUAUUUUGGGACAUGUAGAUUUGAAAAAGCAGCAACUAUGAACUAAGAGUAUUUGAAUCUUUUUUUUAUUGUUCAAACCAAAUUCUAAAUGAAACAAGGUUUGUAUUGUAUUGUUUCUGGUCAGUUUUUGAAAUUCUGUUUAUUUGCUAGCUGAAAAAGUGAACAAUGAAAAUGAUUAAUCGCAUCCAGAAUAGUUUACAUAAUAUAUGUCUGUGUACUUUGCAUA